AUGUCAUCAUCAUCAUCUGUUCCUGAUUACUUGCGAGAUGAUGAUCUGAUACAAGAAACAAGAGAUCUGAUUUCUUCUCUUCCGAGCGAGAAAGGUUGGUUAGUGAGCCGAAUGUAUCAGUUCCAAGGACGUUGGCACACAGAAGCUCUGUUACAAGGGAUCUUGAACUGCCAAAAAGACUUUGAAGCCCAAGAUUCCGACAUUAUCCUGGUCACCAAUCCUAAAUCAGGUACCACUUGGUUAAAGGCUCUAGUCUUUGCUCUCAUUAACCGACAAAAGUUUCCAGUUUCAUCUUCUUCUGGUAAUCAUCCUCUUCUGGUUACCAAUCCGCACCUUCUUGUGCCCUUCUUGGAAGGAGUUUACUAUGAAUCUCCAGAUUUCGAUUUCUCUGAGCUGCCUUCUCCAAGACUCAUGAACACGCACAUAUCGCAUCUUUCGCUGCCCGAGUCCGUUAAGAGCUCGUCUUGUAAGAUUGUGUAUUGUUGUAGGAACCCUAAGGACAUGUUUGUCUCCUUAUGGCAUUUUGGGAAGAAGCUUGCUCCUGAACAUACCGCAGAUUAUCCGCUUGAGAAAGCGGUUGAAGCUUUUUGUGAAGGGAAGUUUAUAGGUGGACCCUUUUGGGAUCAUGUGUUGGAGUAUUGGUACGCAAGCCGCGUGAAUCCAAACAAGGUCUUGUUUGUUACUUACGAGGAGCUCAAGAAGCAGACCGGAGUUGAGAUCAAGCGAAUCGCUGAGUUCUUGGGAUGUGGUUCUAUUGAAGAAGAAGAAGUGAGAGAGAUUGUGAAGCUGUGUAGUUUUGAGAGCUUAAGCAGUUUGGAAAUUAAUAGAGAAGGGAAAUUGCCAAAUGGAAUAGAGACUAAAGCUUUCUUUAGAAAAGGAGAGAUCGGUGGAUGGAGAGAUACUUUAAGCGAGUCUUUAGCAGAGAAAAUUGAUAGAACCAUCGAAGAGAAGUUUCGAGGUUCUGGUCUGAAACUCUCUUGCUAA
Molecule: messenger RNA, 984 nt
Organism: Thlaspi arvense
Lineage: Eukaryota; Viridiplantae; Streptophyta; Magnoliopsida; Brassicales; Brassicaceae
Source: the annotation of a GenBank genome assembly